Aplysia californica (California sea hare) is the source of this 1332-nucleotide messenger RNA. Its product is annotated as neurofibromin-like. Lineage: Eukaryota; Metazoa; Mollusca; Gastropoda; Aplysiida; Aplysiidae. The record is from RefSeq and is a predicted model, not a curated record.
AGCAUAAAUGAAAAUAAGGAAUAUGGCGAUCGUGUAGUCGAUGGAAAUUCACCUAAAAAAUGGCAACACAGAAGCUAGGGGAAUGGGUGAAUUCACUCAUAGCACGAUUUGAUGCACAGUUACCCAUCAAGACGGGCCUGCACACCACCCAGUCCAUGCAGAAUGUGAAGCAGAACAAGGAAUGUUUGGUCAAUGUGAGCAAACACAAGUUCUCGCUCGUCAUCAACGGACUCACCAAAACUUUACAGAGUGUUCUGCAGUUUAAAGUGAACCGUCCCGAGGCAGAGAGGAACUAUCUGGAGUCGCAACUCAUCAUCCUGGACACACUGAAGCAAGUUCUCAACUCUCAACCCAAAGACACAACACGACUGGAUGAAACCAUGUAUGUGAAGCUCUUGUUGCCGGAGAUUUGCAAGUUUCUGAACCAGCAAACAGAGAACCAGCAACUCAAGACACUGGCCUCAGAAGUCCUCUUUGCCCUUAGCUUGAACAAUUUCACCGCAGUCUUCAACAAAAUUUCUGCCAAGUUGGUGGCGUUAUCCCAGGUGGAGGACACGUCUGACCUGUCGGACCUGGAGCUGAUCCAGCACAUGAACAUGGACCUGGCACGACUGACCAAGCUGCUCAAUGAAGUUGUGUCCAAGUUUAAAAUGCUCAAGUCUCGACCGGUCAUCAUCAUCCUGGGACAGAACCUCGAGAAGGCCAUCUGGAACUGGAUGGACAACUACCCCUUAGAGUUCACAGAGCUGCAGAAAAGGCCCAAUGACGAGUUACAAGACUGCUGCGACAAGUUGUUUGACCACCUCAACAGUCUGACCGAGGGCUCAAGGCGCAGGGUUCAAAUCUGGCCGCUGCAGAUGAUGCUGCUUAUCCUGUGCCCGAAAAUCUUGGAAGAAAUCAACAAUGCAGAGACUGGUGCUCCGUGUUCACAACAGUAUUUGAAAAAGCUCGCAGGUGCUGUUCUACAUCUCCCAGCGGCUGAUCCAGCACCAGAUAGCCAACUACACGGAGAUCCUCAAGUGGCUGCGGGAGAUCCUCGUCUACCGCAACCGGUUCCUGCAGAAGCACAGCGCCAACGCCAACAUGGGCAGCAACAUUCCAGUGUGUCGCCAGGCUCAUAUCAAGUUAGAGGUGGUGUUCUUCAUGUACCUGUGGAGCAUCGAGAUGGACGCCGUGCUCACCUCCAUGUCGUGUUUCCGCCUGCUGUGCGAGGAGGCCGACAUCCGCUGCGGGGCCGACGAGAUGGCCGUCACGCAGCUCCUGCCCAACUACCCCGUGUACGCGGAACUGGCCGCGGCUAGCACCGUGCUCACCACAGGUACAUGUGUGUAA